CAAAAAGUGGGGAGGAAGACUAAAGCGGCACUCCACCUUUCGUCCUUUCCCAACCAUCGCACAGUACACUUUUCACUCUCUCUCCUUCAUUAUCAAAGCUCGCUCGCCAUGUCCGGCCGGGAGGUCGACGGAGAUGAGCUCAGCCGCCACUGUGACUUCUCCUUCCACGACGAUCUCUCGCCGACACAUCGCGAGCGGCAUGAUUUCAUGAGAGAAUUCUUGGACGAGUCGACGUUGACCAUGGAUUACUUACUGCCGGCCCGUGAUCAUGGAGCGGCCAGGGCGAGUACUCCGGUGACGCCCAACUUCUCGAUGUCAUCCACAUCGGCCGAGCUCGGAGGGGAGGAGGACUCCUGGCCGUGCAGCAAGAAGAAGGAAAAGAUGGAGGAGGAGGAGGAGGAGGAGGAGAAGCAUGGCGAAGGGAGUGAGCUGUUCAAGAAAGUUUCACGCAGGAUUAACAGGCAGGCAAAGCAGAAAUUAGGAGAGAAAAGGCAGAGGGAACCCAGGUUUGCUUUCAUGACCAAGAGCAAGGUCGACAACCUUGAAGAUGGCUACAGGUGGAGAAAGUAUGGCCAGAAGGCAGUCAAGAACAGUGGUUAUCCGAGAAGCUACUACCGCUGCACGGCUCAGAAGUGCAAUGUGAAGAAGAUGGUCGAAAGGUGCCACCGAGAUCCAACCACCGUGAUCACAACUUAUGAAGGGAAGCACAAUCACCACAGUCCAGCAGUGAACCCAAUUAGGAGCUCUCCGGCGGUGGCAUUGGCGCCGGCGAACUUUGGGCAUUUUGAUCACCGAGUAAUGUGCUCGUCAGGAAAUUCUGGCAUUAACGAUAUGCAUCAGCUUUACACUGCAUGUGGAGGAUUCUUGUCAAACCCUAGCACGUAUUUGCCAAGUUUAACACCUCCUUAUCUUCCCCAGCUUCAAGUGCCGGCCGAUCAUGGUCUACUGCAAGACAUUUUGCCCAGGAUGAGCCACAGCGACAUAAAACGAUUGUAAUUAACUAAGCCAGCUUUACUUUCUCUAUGCAUACCUGGGAAUAAUAUAUCAUCAUGCUCUUAUAGUUUUGUAUGACGAUCGAGCUUUAAGUUAUUGAACUCUGAUCAAAUUUCUGCAUGCUAGAAAUGUUCAAUUUUUAUUGUUGUUCUUUUCU
This is a messenger RNA of Zingiber officinale, 1150 nucleotides long. Its product is annotated as WRKY transcription factor 71-like. The record is from RefSeq and is a predicted model, not a curated record. The transcript has 3 exons. Gene Ontology annotation, molecular function: sequence-specific DNA binding; DNA-binding transcription factor activity. Lineage: Eukaryota; Viridiplantae; Streptophyta; Magnoliopsida; Zingiberales; Zingiberaceae. Gene Ontology annotation, biological process: regulation of DNA-templated transcription. The coding region runs from base 109 to 996 and encodes 295 amino acids.